AUAAAAACUAAAAAGGUACAAGUAUGUAUUAUUGCAAGGUUUUACUCUCUUUUUUUUUUUUCCCCCACUUAUUCAUCUGAUCGGUUUCACAUGACUGUACCCGCAACCAAGCAAACUGACAAAAACCAAUUUAAUAAAUAAACCAAACCAAACCAAACGAAACAAACUCAGCUAUCUCUCCUCACUCUCUUAACUGCAACCUCCAUUAACCAAAAGCAAAAACCAAACCAUCCUUUGGAAAGAUUUUGCUCUCUUAUUUUUCGCACCCGUAACACACCCAACCAUUCCAUUCUCUUCUUUUCUUUUCUUUUUUUCUGAGUCUAAAAAAGCAAGCCCAGACACAGAGAGAUAGUGUAGGACUGGCUCUCCCAACCAUGGAAGCUUUUAGUUUGCUCAAGUACUGGCGAGGUGGUGGCGCACCCCUUCCACCUCCCUCUUCCGCCACCGCCGCCGCCGCCACUACCACCAUUCUCCGUCAGCACCAUAAUGCAACUGACAGCGACGACGAUGACGACGACGACGACGCGGACGGUCCAUUCUUUGACUUAGAGUUCGCUGUUCCCGACGAAGUUGAUGACCCCGAACAUUCUCAUGAAGACCCCAACGCCACCAUUAAUAAGCACUCUGACCAAGAAGAGGAAGAUGAAGAAGACGACGACGACGACAACAUUGAAGAAUGCGAGAGAGAGUUCAAGUUUACGCUGUCUCCUUCAAGCAACGAUCGAGGCGAUGAUCCCAACCUUUCUCUCUCUCCUUCCGACGAUCUCUUCUUCAAAGGAAAGCUGGUGCAGGUGGACCCUUCCUCCUCCGAACCAAACUCCAAGCCUGCUCCUCCUCAGUUCACGGCCUCCUUGUUCAAAUCCGCCACCAAAUUCCGCGUCUUCAGGUUGGGAGGCCUCAACAAGAAACCCAAGGACUCCAACAAUGGCGCCUCCUCCGACUCCGUUCCCAGAGAGACAGAGUCACAGCAGCAGAAGAAGCAGCAACCGUCGGAGAGAAAGCACUUCACGGUGAAGUUCAAAGUUGAAGAGGUGAAAAUCAUGUCUCUUUUCAGCAGAGAUAACAGUUCCAGAGGUAACAACAAGAAGCACUCGAACUCGCACUCGCACAACCCGGAGGAGUCACCUUCUUCCUCUUCGGAAGAGAAGCGUUCUUCAAAGGAAGUCAUGAACAAGUAUCUCAAGAUGGUGAAGCCACUCUACAUUAGAGUCUCUCGUAGAUACGGUGAUAAACUUGGCUUCUCCGGCCACCUCAGCUUGAGUUCUGCUGCUGAUAAACCUGCUCCGCCGCCGAGAGACACGCCGGAGAAGAAAGGAUCUCCGUCUAAGGCGGCAGCGGAAUCCGAUGCCGGCGAGAACAGAGAAACCAACACGAAAACCGAGAAGCAGGGGAAUAAUGUGCAUGGAGGAGGGCGAAACGGCGUGAUGAUUCUCUUUUGCAGCAACAGGACGGGAUUCAAGGCGCCAUUAUGCACUGCAAGAGAUCCUUCAACGCUUCAAGAACAGAAAGCGAGUGUUGUGGUGUGAGGGAGGAAGUGGCAAUGGCAAUGGCCUCCGCCUUGGAAGCUUCAAGGAAGUCUACAAAUGAAGGCAAGGACAAAAGAAGUUGAAAAUUACUGUAACCCUCUCAUGUCUGUAAAAAAGUUAAAACGUUGCUGUAUGCUCAAUUACUUUCUUAUCUCUAUGUUAAUUAAUUAAUUAAUUUAUUAUUAAUUACUAUUAACUAGUGUAGUUAAGAGAGAAGGAUGAGAAUGAAUGAAUGAGGCUCUUUUGCCAAUAGUUCAGUGGCUCUCUGUCUUUUUUGUUCCCUUGUUAGUGUAAACUGUAAAGCUCUUCUUUCUGAGAAAGUGAAAGAAGAAUCAGAUCUUUUCUCUGUGUACCUAUGUUUUUCUUUUUUUUAUCUUCUUAUUGGCCAUUUAUGUAUCA
Molecule: messenger RNA, 1925 nt
Organism: Arachis ipaensis
Lineage: Eukaryota; Viridiplantae; Streptophyta; Magnoliopsida; Fabales; Fabaceae
Product: putative membrane-associated kinase regulator 2
Cellular component (GO): plasma membrane
Source: RefSeq, a predicted model, not a curated record